AUGUCUGCCCCCACAACUUUCCGCAAGCUCCAAGCAUUUGAAGUUGGUAAUGACUUUAACAAGGUGACAAAGGUGGUCUCUGUCAACUACAAAGAUUUGAUUCAAAACUUGAAGCCCAACAACGUUGUUGUAAAGAACUUUUAUGUUGGUAUCAAUGCCUCUGAUAUCAAUUUCACCAAUGGCAAAUACAUCCCUGAUAUCAAGCCUCCUUUUGAUGUCGGUUUCGAAGCUCUCGGUGAGAUUGUUGCUGUAGGUUCCAACGUCUCUAAAGACAAGAUUGGUUCUCACGUCAUCUACACACAAUACGGUGCUUUCGCUGAAUACGUCGAGAUCUCUCACAAAGCUGUCAUUCCUGUUCCUAAUGCUAGACCUGAACUUCUAGGCCUUUUGACGUCUGGUUUAACUGCCUCGAUUGCUUUGGCUGAAACUGGCCGCAUGACCAAGGGAGAGACUGUCCUUGUAACUGCAGCUGCUGGUGGUGCUGGACAAAUUGCUGUACAAUUAGCCAAAUUGGCUGGCAAUCACGUUAUUGGUACAUGCUCCAACGAUGACAAGGUGGCCAUGCUUAAGGAAAUGGGCUGUGACAGAGUCAUCAACUACAAAAAGGAAGAUUUCAAGGCAGUGAUGAAGAAAGAAUACCCCCGUGGCGUUGAUAUCAUCUUUGAAAGUGUAGGCGGUAACUUUUUCGACAUUUGCCUCAAGAGUCUUGCUGUCCGUGGUCGUUUGAUUGUUAUCGGCACAGUGUCUACUUAUGCUGAUGCUAAUGGCAUGGCUGGCGACAAUGUAAAUACGUUGAAGCUCCUUGGUACUUCCCGCACUGUUGCUGGUUUCUUCAUGCCUGAUUACAAGGAGUUCUCUGCGUCUCACAUGGCCAACAUGAUCAAGCUAGUCAAGGAAGGUAAGCUCAAGGUGCUCAUUGAUAACGGCGGUUUGAGCGGCAUUGAUUCCGUGGCUGCUGGUGUUGCUUACUUGCACUCUGGAAAGAACAAGGGAAAGGUUGUGAUCCCUCUGAUUGAUGGUAAAUCAUCCAAAAUUUAA
Mucor velutinosus is the source of this 1038-nucleotide messenger RNA. RefSeq names its product nuclear polyadenylated RNA-binding protein 3 (gene NAB3). The coding region runs from base 1 to 1038 and encodes 345 amino acids. The transcript is spliced from 6 exons. The record is from RefSeq and is a predicted model, not a curated record. Gene Ontology annotation, molecular function: zinc ion binding; oxidoreductase activity. NCBI's taxonomy places the organism in Eukaryota, Fungi, Mucoromycota, Mucoromycetes, Mucorales, Mucoraceae. Gene Ontology annotation, cellular component: mitochondrion.